AUGGACUUACACGAAGUCGCCCGGCGCUCUUUCCAGACGAUACGCGGCCGACUGGCGGGGGCGCUGGUUUAUUUGGACACGGGAGCGGGGGAGACUGCCGCCCACAGCCUUGGGGCGAGAUUCUUCUUUGAUCUGGGUGCCUCCAACGUGUGCGAGCUGAAGACUGCUUGCUCCCAAGAUGCCGCACUCCCACUCUUGAUUGGUCAGGCAUACCCUGUUGUGAUAUUUAUCACGCAACUGUUGACGACGGCCCAGGAACAAAUUCUGAAGGCAGUCAAGGCGCACCCAUCAGCCACAGGCGUGACAGUGUUCUGCUCAUAUUCCGUGGAUGCCCACCCAAACCUCUCUGGUGCUGUGAUUGGCAGCAACGCAUAUGCAGAUUUUGAGCAGAUGCUGCAAAAAGAAGCCGAUUGGCGGAACCAGGGCUUGGAUGACAAAGAUGAGGCGAGGGAGGCCAUGAUUGAUGCAAGGCAGCAGGAGCUCUAUCAGCGCAGUGGCCAGGAGGCAUCUGUCAGAUAUUUCCCGUUCCAGCUGUGUGCUGUGACAGGGAGAACUUUUGUUCUCCCAUCGACAUGUGCUGCUGUUCAGACGAGGAGUGGAGGGAUCCCUGCUGGCUUUGGGGACUACGAUGAAAAAUCAAAUCAAGCUGGCGAUGCCAUAAACCUGGGCGAUACGGCAAAUGCUGUUUCAUUAAUUGGUCAUACCCUUUCUGGGGUGGCCAGUCAACUUGGUGUGAAGUUCGACACAUAUACUUUGGGGCCAUUUUCACAGAGAAUCGGUAAGUGUGUUGUUGAAGUAGCAAAUUCCUACAUUCUCUGCACAACAACUGUCAACUUGUGA
Molecule: messenger RNA, 840 nt
Organism: Ostreobium quekettii
Lineage: Eukaryota; Viridiplantae; Chlorophyta; Ulvophyceae; Bryopsidales; Ostreobiaceae
Source: the annotation of a GenBank genome assembly